Andrographis paniculata is the source of this 2615-nucleotide messenger RNA. RefSeq lists its product as uncharacterized. Bases 398 to 2482 code for a protein of 694 amino acids. The transcript is spliced from 10 exons. The record is from RefSeq and is a predicted model, not a curated record. NCBI's taxonomy places the organism in Eukaryota, Viridiplantae, Streptophyta, Magnoliopsida, Lamiales, Acanthaceae.
UUAUCUACGAACGAAGCCGCUUUGCAUACGUCUCAGUCUAAGACGGUCCCACCGAGUUUCUGGCACCGCGUCGCCGUGUCGGAGUUCCUUCCCAACUCUCGAUCGGAAAACCCUUGUUCCCGUUCUAUACCCCUCUCCACUGAGCUGUAAUUUGCAGAAGUAAUCGUUUUGUUGAUGGCGGGUUCAAGAGCUGCUGCUGUUCCCCCGAGUCUGCGAAUCGUCUAAUUUCAGCUACAUGGUUUUGUUUUUGUUUUUUUGUCGUGUAUUGGAUUUUUGAAUUGCAGUUUCGAAGUUCAUAGUCGGGAAUUAAUUAAUGAAAAAGUUAGGAUAUCAGGAGGAUACUUUGCUUUCCUUUACUAGGUGAUUGGGGGUUUAUCUGAAGCCUUAGUUGGUGAAAAUGACUAUGGUCAGCAGAACAAGAAGUAUGUUGGAAGGACUGGUGAAAGAGGGCUCUUUCAAGUGGUUGAAUAAGAAGAGAGGCAUAUUUGAUGAAGAAAUUGAAGAAAUGGAACAGUCUCCGUCAGCUGGGAAGAAUUGGCUGCCUGAGCUCUCUCCUCCAGCAAAUGUCGUUGUCCGAAGAUGCUCAAAAAUCCUUGACCUUUCUAUCCAUCAACUCCAAGAUAAUUUUGAUGCAGAAGCUUCUGAAUCUUUAAAGCAUAAAUCAAACUAUGCACGGAAUUUUCUGGAAUACUGUUGCUUCAUGACCCUUUCACGAUCAAUACAAGUAGCUGGCUAUCUAGAAGACAAUAAAUUCCGACGGCUUACAUUUGACAUGAUGGUUUCUUGGGAGUUUCCUUCAGAUGAUUGUGGGACAUAUUCCAAUCAGGUGGAUGGUGAUGUAACAGUUGGAAUUGAGGCCUUUUCGAGGAUUGCUCCAGCAAUUCCCAUUGUUGCUAAUGUCAUUGUUAGUGGUAAAAUAUUUGAAGUUCUUGCAGCUUCAACAACCGAUCGCCUUCAUUUUUCUGUCUAUGAUAAGUACCUUAUUCGAUUGGAAAGGGCAAUACGAAAAUUGCAGUCACAAUCAGAGUCCUCUCUCCUUUCUUCUCUGCGAUCUGCAAGAAGGGAGAAAAUCUUGGAAGUGGAUGGCACUGUAACAACUCAACCAGUUCUUGAACAUGUGGGCAUGUCAACAUGGCCUGGACGAUUGACUUUGACUGAUCAUGCCCUCUACUUUGAAGCUCUUCGAGUUGUGUCUUAUGAUAAAGCAAAGGUAUAUGAUCUGGCUAAUGAGUUACAACAAGUUAUAAGACCUGAGCUCACAGGGCCAUGGGGAACCAGACUUUUCGACAAGGCAGUCUUUUAUAAAUCUAUUUCAUUGUCAGAACCUGUUGUCAUGGAGUUUCCAGAGCUUAAAGGCCAUACACGCCGUGACUAUUGGCUAGCAAUUAUCCGUGAAGUUCUAUUUGCCCAUAAAUUUUUACUGAAGUACCGAAUCAGUGGACUUGAGCGUGAUGAAGUGCUUUUGAAAGCAAUUUUUGGAAUUUUGCGGGUGCAAGCCCUUAGAGAAAUGAGUUUGACAACCCCUCUUUCCAUUGAGCCUCUUCUUAUAUUCAAUGUCUGUGAUCAGCUUCCAGGAGGGGACUUGAUUCUUGAAAAACUUGCAAACAUGUUGACAUUGGGGGAUGGAGAUAGGAAACGUACACUGAAAUCUGGAAAUGGUAUGUAUUCAACUUCUGCUCUAUCACUUGCUUCGGAAUUAGGGUUUGUUUUCGGUACAAGUUCUAGCACAACCAGUGACACCAGACUGGUAGUUGGUGAAAUUGCUGUUGGAAAGAUGACUCCACUUGAGAAAGCAGUUAAAGAAGCUAGAAGCAGCUACGAAAAUGUAGUGCAGGCACAAGCCACAGUUGAUGGAGUUAAAGUUGAUGGCAUUGACACCAAUUUGGCUGUGAUGAAGGAAUUGCUUUCCCCUGUGACAGAAAUUUGGAAUUGGAUUAUUUUACUUCUCAACUGGGAAAAUCCUUUGAAAUCCACUGCAUUCUGUUUGAUCUCUACCUAUAUUAUAUACAGGGGAUGGAUAGGCUAUGCUUUAGCAGCAUUACUCAUCCUAUUUGCGCUCUUCAUGAUACUUACUCGCUACAUCGGUCAAGGAACGCCUGUUGACCAACUGAAGGUAGUUGCACCACCUCCCAUGAACACUAUGGAGCAGCUUUUAGCCGUUCAAAAUGCCGUUUCCCAGGUCGAAGAGCUAAUACAGGAUGGAAAUAUCGCUCUUCUAAAAGGGCGUGCCUUGCUGCUCUCUAUUUUUCCACAGGCUACUGAAAAAUUUGCACUUGCACUACUGGCCCUUGCGCUGGUUCUGGCACUUUUACCUGUUAGAUACAUUGUUCUACUUACAUUCUUGGAAACAUCCACACGAUACUCACCUGUAAGAAGAGCGAGCACAGAGAGAUGGACAAGAAGAUUUAGAGACUGGUGGUUUAGCAUACCCGCAGCUCCUGUCCUUCUUGAAAGAGUUGGGGACGACAAAAAGAGAAGGUAACAAUUAAUGUGCAAGUAAGUUUAUUGUAUGAUGAUUGUUAAUUUAAUUAUGCUUUUGUAAAUAUGUAAACAUAUUACAUACCGGCUUGUGUAAUACGUGAAUAUCGAAGGAUGGGUGGAUGGAUAGCCAGGCA